UUGAACCGCUGCUACACUCCACCCUGUGGCACCAAUCUCAGCCCAACAGUCAAGUACACUACAACGUGGUUAGUUCGUAUCAACGACCUUAUUUUGGCUGAUCUACGGGCUCGCCAAAAAAUGUCGGCUUUAGAAGAAAAAGUUGUUGCCGACCAACAAAAAGAAGCCGACUCUUCAAAAGACUCAGAAGAACUAUCCCAGUGUUCUAACUAUGAUACGCCGGGAAAAGUAUCAGAAGCAGACCCUGAAGAAGCUGCUGAGAAUGAGCACUUGUCAGACUAUGAGGAAGGCGUUGCGGAAGCUGAGCCCGAAGUAGAGGGUGAAGUUGAGGAUGAGGCAGAUGUGGAGGAUGAGGGAGAUGGUGAUGGACCAAAUGUACAGCCUCUCGAUUCAUCGGAUGAAGAGAGAGCGCCCGAUGAUGAUGAACAGCAAGAUCUUGACAGUGAUCAAGAAAGUGUCACAGUUGAUGAUGAACGAGAAGAAGGAGAUGGGCAGGAAAGUUCACCUUCAAAAGAGAAAAAGCUGGAUGAUGAUGAGGACAGACGGAACCCUCAGUACAUUCCUAAAAGAGGCACUUUCUAUGAGCAUGAUGACAGAACUGCUGAUGACAUGCAAGAGACCCCAUCCAAAGACCCCAAAAUUGAUAGCCGAGAUGGAAAAGAAACAGGAAAGGACUCCGGUCGCAAGGUGUGGAAAGACAAAGAGGAUCGCUGGGCACAUGAUCGAUUUCAGGAAAUGGAUCAAGCUCCUAAAAGCCGUGAAGAGUUGCUUAGUGUAUACGGCUAUGAUAUUCGCAAUGAAGAAGCCCCACCAAAGGCAAGGAGAAGACGUCGCUAUGGCCGUGGUCCUAACAAAUACACGCGCAGUUGGGAGGAUGAAGAGGCCUACAGUAGACCUUUGAGUGCCUUCAUUGUAGAGAAAGAAGGUGAUGUCAAAAAAGGUCGCAAGCCUAGACUGAUGAAGCGUGGGGGUGGACCUGGUAGUACUUUCAGAAACAACAAUGCCAGUGGUGAUGAGGAAAGUGGCAGCGGUUCGAUGAAACAAGAGUUCCCUGCUCUUUCCAGCUCUCAGGAAAACGGGAUUGGAAAUGGGGAGGAAAGAAGAUCAUCACAACCGUCCUUCAGCAGUAAAGUUUCAGGCUCUGUGCCUGUCGCCAAAACUGUAGCAGGCACUUUCAACGCUAACCCAAAAGAGGUUGUGGCUCCGUUCGGCUCUCAACAGAAGCAACAGCGGUCUUCGCACCAACAGUAUCAGUCUCACCAAAACCAGGCUCAUGCGAGGCAAGACGAUGAUCAGAAGAAGGGUUGGCGACGAGAGGCAAACAAUGAUGGGGAGGGCCCUGUGAUCGAGCGGGGCGGUUCUCGUGGAAGGGGACGAGGUGGACAAGCCAGGAAUCGGCGCGAGGAGGACAGGGACCGAGAGGGUGGCAGGUGGUCUGAGCAGCAGGCGAACGGGCAAGGCCUAGGACGAGGCCGCGGAGGCAUCGGACGCGGUUUCAGGAGAGGAGGCGGGGCUUCCCAGGCCCCCAGGCAGCCCAGGGACCAGCCCAGGGAGCACGACGAGGGCAACGACAGCGAUGGCGGCCGGCACGGCUACCCCGAGGACGUGAGCGUCAGUAGGGACAUGGCCAACCUGAGCAUAUCUGCUUCCCACCCACAGCCCUCGCCUGGCGGGGACUACCAACGCCGUCCAAGCAAUGGUAAUGCGAGUGCCAGCAAUGGUGUCGGUGAAAGGCGUCAAAGCAUGCCUCCUAGAAUGCAAGAGAAUGCUGGCAGCCGGCCUAAGCGGUACUCCUCCAUGAGGAACCGCAAUGUCCCCGAGACAAGCCCAGCGCCACCACCUCCUGUUUCUGCCAGCUAUACCCCUCCAGCACCUCACUCUUACUAUCAACCAGGCUAUGGUCCUGCCACUGUUGCCGGAGUUCCCCCGGGUGUGCCACCAGGCGUCCCGCCGGGAGUGGCCUCCAUGUACCAGGAGACGCCCAGCAUGCCUGCCGCGUCGCCCGGCCACCAAGCGAGCCACCCAGCGAGCCACCAGGCCAGCGUGCAGGGCGUGCAGGGCCCCCCCGUGGCGGUGGCCGCCAUGCCCGUGGCCUCCAUGCCCACCACCCUGCCCAGCGCCAUCCCCAGCACCAUCCAGUGCUUCCCGCAGGGUGGCUUCAUCGCGCCUCCCCCGGGCCCGCCCGCGCGCCUGCUGCCCCCCGGCAGCUUCAUCCCCCCAGUGGCGGGCCAUGCGGGCCAUCCCCCCGCCCCCCCGUUCGUGGCGGCCACCACACCGCAAGUGCAGGCGCACGUGCAGGUCCAGGGGCAUGUCCAGGGGCACGUCCAGGGCCACGUGCAGGGCCACGUGCAAGGGCAGUACCCGCAGCUGGCGUUCCAGCCGUACCAGCCCAUAGCCAUGGUGAGUGGGCCAGUAAGUCAACCUCAGCCAGCUGAGCUGUAUCAGCCUCAAGGAGGUAUAACAUACUAUUCAACCCAAAAUCAGAAUAUUCCCCGGGCUGUGCCCCAGCCACGAGUCAAAUCAGCUAUACCUAUUUUGCCUCCCCCUGAGCGGUCAUCAAAUGCUGGGUACAUCGACGGUGAGCAUGGAGAGAUGCACGAGAUGGUGCAUGAAGACAUGUCACAUUCUACGACACCGCCUGGUGAAAUGGUAGUAGUUCAAACUGAAACAAGUGCAGCCCCGUCUUAAGAACUUUGAUAUACUUUGUAAAAUGCAAGAAUUGUUUUGUUUUAGAAUUCGUUAUUUAAUGUACAUCCUGGCAUCACACUUUAAUCAAUUUAUGAAAAAAAAAUCAAGUUUUUUUUUUUGUUGCAUGAUGCCACGUCUAAAAGAGAUCAUUCAUUAAGGCUGCCCAAAUUAUUGUGAUGCUGCUUGCAAUUUUUUUUUCUCCUGUGUGUUGCAUGAUUGUAAUAAUCAUAUUAUUUUGUGGUAUUUUUCUCUAUAUUCUGUACCAAUAGUACAGAGACAGUCAUCACUUAUGCUACUGAAAAUAAAAGUUUGAGUAGUUAGCUUCAAAAGCUUACCUGAACUAUGUGUUACUGUCAACUAACAAGUUACAUGUUCCCUUCCCAAGUUCGGGUCAGCGUUAAAGCCUGCCGAGAUUACAUGUAAUGGUAAUUAAUUUUAAUUUUUCUGUUAAUAAAUACAUACAAGUGCCUUGUAACUGCAAGAUUAUGUCUUCAUCGGAUAAUAUAUCAUGUUAAUGUGGUUGAACAUUUUAUAUUGAAUAUUAUGGCGUUGCUAUAUUAUGAAAUUGGUUUGAUUGAGAACAGGGCAUAGUUCUGGAUGUGGAGGCAAGCAAGGGUUUUGUUAGUCUUGCUAACAGUGUUUCUUUUUCCUUUUUUUUUCCUUUAAGUUUCACCUGUUAAUUGAGGGAUGUAGUCAUUGACCUUUCAUCAUGUGCUCAGUUACAAUAGUUAUAUGUUAAAAGUUAUGUAAUGUUAGAUGGUUAACAUAAUUUUCUUUAGCCUCUUGCAAUAAUAAUGGUACAACUAUAGGAGGAUUUUUAAAUUAAAUUUUGGUUUAUUUCAAUUGGGUGACUCUGAGGUGGUGAUACUUUGAUAUUGGUUGAAGUCUUUAUAUUUUUACAUGUGGAUUGGUGUAUGUUUGGCAUAUCAACUAACUCUUCAUAUUGGAUUAUUCACUGACAGUACUACUUCAGUCUUACUGUUCCUGGCUCUUGGUCAGAAUCUCCUUCUUAUAUUGAACAAUUACUAUGUACUUUGAAGUACGUAUGAAUGCUUGUUAGCCUUAAAACUGUUUAGAGUGACUUCAGUCUAACGAACUGUUUACAAUUCUGACCAUUUUGUGGGUAAAUAUUCACCAUAAAUUAUUAGUAACGCAUGUUUUGUAUUUAAAACAUGGUGUUACCGAGCGUUUGUACUGUCAAUUUAGAAAAUGUGUUGAUAGCACUUUUGUGGGCAAGUAGUGAAAUUCAUCACUGCCAUGAAAAUUAGAGAGAAUAGUCUGUACUUCACUUUAGCAGACAAAGUUUGUGAAGCUAAAUUGAUAGAGUAGUUUUAUUGUUUGAUGUUGGAAAGCCUCUAGGUACAUGUUAAGCUGGUUUUCUUUGUGUUUUUAGGCAUCACAAACUGAUCCUUGUCUGUACACUCAAUUGUACCACAAUGACAAAAAAAAAAACAGGAUUCCAGUUUUAGAACUUCCAAAAGUACUCAAUGUAAUUUCUUUCCUGCAAUACUUUGAUGUAGGAUUUUAUUAUAAAUUUCUAAACAGUCGAGACGGCGGCUAGGGACCAUGACUUUUACUUUCCUCUGUUUGAAAACAAGUAUUUCAAGACUUGAUUAUCUGGGAUGUUUAGAGCGCAGGAUUUUCAUGACAAGAGAAAUUAAGUGAAGGGUGAAGGUGUAUGAAAGUUCUGAAUGGUUUCCUGUUUGUAACUAGUGAAAAGCCGAGAGCAUGAUAUGUAGACUCCUUUUUUCUAAGUUUAAAUUAACCUUGAACUGCCAAAUUGAUAGAGCUGAAACCAUUCGACCAUUGAUUCUUUCUGAAGGUUAGUUGAUAUCAUAAUUUUCUUCCUUAUGAAAGCACUCUAGAUACUGUCUUGUACAAACUUGCUUAGAAGCACUUUUCUUUUAAUUAUUUAUCCUGCCUUUGAAUUAUGGCCUUGUCCAAAUAUCUAGCUGCAAUUUUUCUCUAUCUUUGGGCCAUUUUCAAUCAAUUAAAGUUUACUUUGUGAGAAUUUAUCUCUCUGUCAAUUUCCAAAUAGUGUCUUAUAUAAUACUCCACACUUGGAAAAUAAAGCACCUGUAGAUUGCUCACCUUCUCA
Thrips palmi is the source of this 4786-nucleotide messenger RNA. RefSeq names its product protein CASC3-like. The record is from RefSeq and is a predicted model, not a curated record. The transcript is spliced from 10 exons. Gene Ontology annotation, biological process: mRNA processing. Gene Ontology annotation, cellular component: exon-exon junction complex. NCBI's taxonomy places the organism in Eukaryota, Metazoa, Arthropoda, Insecta, Thysanoptera, Thripidae. Gene Ontology annotation, molecular function: mRNA binding. Bases 121 to 2688 code for a protein of 855 amino acids.